Molecule: messenger RNA, 1677 nt
Organism: Clonostachys rhizophaga
Lineage: Eukaryota; Fungi; Ascomycota; Sordariomycetes; Hypocreales; Bionectriaceae
Source: the annotation of a GenBank genome assembly
AUGGAUGAGGAGAAACACGUCAAGGUGGACUCCCCCGGGUCCCCUGACAUUGAAGAUGUGCAUCUGGCCGACAACGCCGACGGUCUGCACCGUCGUCUCAACAACCGUCAGAUCCAGCUGAUCGCCAUUGGUGGUUCCAUCGGUACUGCUCUGUUCGUCAGCAUUGGCGGCGGUCUCUACAAAGGCGGCCCCGGCAGUCUGUUCCUGGCCUACACCAUCUACCCGUGCAUUCUCGCUCUCGUCAACAAUUCCGUCGCUGAAAUGACUGUUCACAUGCCUGUGUCUGGUGGCUUCAUCCGUCUUGCUGGUCACUGGGUUGAUGACGCCUUCGGCUUCAUGGCCGGUUGGAACUUCUUCCUAUACGAGGCCCUGCUGAUCCCCUUUGAAAUUACUGCCUUUAGUCUGGUAGCUUCGUACUGGAGCGAAAAGAUCCCCGAUCCUGGUCCAACUGCUGGUAUCUGCCUCGGCAUCAUCUUGCUCUAUGGUCUUUUGAACGUGCUUGCUGUUCGCGGAUAUGGUGAAGCUGAAUUCUGGCUUUCCGGCGGAAAAGUCAUCCUGAUCUUCAUGCUGUUCGCCUUUACUUUCAUUACUAUGGUUGGCGGCAACCCCCAGAAGUUCGCCUAUGGCUUUUACUACUGGCAGAACCCUGGCGCAUUCAAGGAGUACCUCGGCUCCGGAGCGCUCGGUCGAUUCGAAGGAUUCCUCGCUGCUCUGUGGAAUGCUAGUUUCGCCGUCGUUGGUCCCGAAUACAUUUCCAUGGUCGCUGCUGAGGCCAAGCGCCCACGCAUCUACAUCAAGACCGCCUUCAAGACCGUGUACUUCCGUUUCGCCCUCUUUUUCUUCGGUAGUGCUCUGUGCGUUGGAAUUGUGCUCCCCCACAACGACGUGAAGCUCGCCGUUGCCAAUGGUGCUGAGAUCGAGGGUGUUGAAGCCAACACCUCUGGUGCUGGCGCUUCCCCCUACGUUAUUGCCAUGGGUAACAUGGGUAUCACGGUGCUGCCCCAUAUCGUCAACGUUCUCAUGUUGACUUCGAUCUUCUCUGCCGGCAACACCUACACUUUCUGCGCCACCCGUUCCUUGUAUGGUCUGGCUCUCGAGGGCCGUGCCCCCCGCAUUCUCCGCUACACCCUGAGCAAUGGUGUGCCCAUCUGGUGCUUCUGCAUUGUCAUGAUCUUCCCCUUCCUCUCUCUGCUUCAGCUCAACUCCGGCUCCGCCAAGGUUCUCGACUGGCUGGUGGCCCUCAUGACUGCUGGUGGUAUCAUCGACUUCCUUAUCAUGUCGACCACCUUCCUUUUCUACUGGCGCGCUGUCAAGGCUCAGAACUUUGACCGCAACAAGCUGCACUACAAGGGCUGGUUCCAGCCUUACGGUGCUUGGAUCGCGCUUAGUUUCCAGAUGCUCCUGGUCAUCUUCUACCAGUACGAGGCUUUCAGACCCAAGUUUGAUGUCGAGGUUUUCUUCCGUGGUUACUCCAUGCAGAUCAUCGCCAUCCUCACAUUCAGUGGCUGGAAGCUGUACCACAAGACCAAGUUUGUCAAGCCCGAAGAGUGCGACCUGAUCUGGGAGGCUCCUGUCAUUGAUCGCUACGAAGCCCGGUUCACCACAAAGCCACCUGGCUUCUGGGCUGAGAUGCUUCAGCUCAUCGGCAUUGGCCGCAACAAGUACCCUGAGGAAUAA